Rhopalosiphum maidis (corn leaf aphid) is the source of this 2149-nucleotide messenger RNA. RefSeq names its product fatty acid 2-hydroxylase (gene Fa2h). The transcript is spliced from 6 exons. Gene Ontology annotation, molecular function: heme binding; iron ion binding; fatty acid 2-hydroxylase activity. The record is from RefSeq and is a predicted model, not a curated record. Gene Ontology annotation, cellular component: membrane; endoplasmic reticulum. Lineage: Eukaryota; Metazoa; Arthropoda; Insecta; Hemiptera; Aphididae. The coding region runs from base 796 to 1788 and encodes 330 amino acids. Gene Ontology annotation, biological process: fatty acid metabolic process; lipid biosynthetic process.
UCGGCCAGCGGUUUAUUUUGUAUAGUUUAAUAGUUAUUACUUAGUACGCUCGCGCUACAUACCAUUUACCUGUAAUGUUGGUCGUGGGCGCCGCGUGUGCGUUUGGUUGAGUGCGAUAUUUUUGUUUGCCCGCGAAUUCACUUCGUCGGAAAUCGGUAGCCUCCGUUGGUCGAUCGUUAAAACGGAUAUAUCGUAAUAAGUUCGUCCUCGCUGAUUUUUUUUUUUUUUUUUUAAAUCGUUUUUCGUCUGCUCGUUAAAAACAUAAUAUUUAACCGUUAUCAAUUUAUCAUCCGUGUGGUGUGGAUUACAAUACGUGAUAGCGGUGAACAAUAAUAAAAAAGCAACACAUUUUCGGGCGGGUCUGCGAGGCGCGAGUGCAUCCUGUGAUAAGAGAUAAAGCGGUACGAGCCUCAAUCGCGGCCGGUUGUUGUUUCGUAACGUAAUUAUUUAGGUACCAAGUGACCAGUGUUAAUAAUUAUAAAAAUAAUGCUAUAAAUUUUUUCACAUUUUUUAGUACUUUGUUUUCCUUUUACACUUUGCCGUUGAACGAAUGUGCGUUGUGCGACAGUCGUCGAGUUGUAUUUAUCUAGCCGUUCGUAUUUAGUAUAGUAUUAAACCGGUUUGAAUGUGUGCCCAUCGAAUUUAUUUUUUUAAACGACCCAAGUGAAGCGAAUCCAAUAACGACGACGACCCCACCAACAAACUCGUUGCCGAACCGUCUUUACCGUACAAUUACGGGUAAUGGACGCGUGAACUUUACAACCACCGUGUACUCGGGCAUAUACCCACAAGAUAAUGUCCACGGCGCCGUUCGUGGUCAAGCACGAUGGGAAGAAGCACAAUAUUGAACAUUUUUUGCGCUUCCACCCGGGUGGCACCAACACAUUGUCAUUUCUGAAGAACGCCGAUGUCACCGAUCGGCUAUUGGCUACUCACCACUCUGCUGCUGCAUACGAGUUGCUCAAGGAUUAUAGAGUAGACGAGGAAGAUGUACACAAGCAUAUUAGAGAGGAUGGCGAUUUAGAGAGUCUUGUAGAUUGGAAUCGACCCAUGUUUUGGCAAGUUGGGUCGUUAGGCCCAAAGUACAAAGAAUGGGUAUUGGCUCCUGUUGAUCGAAAAUUGAGAUUGUUCGGCUCCGACUUCAUCGAAUCGCUUACCAUCACUUCAUGGUAUAUGGUACCAUCGAUUUGGAUACCUGUGAUGUUUUACCUAAUAUUCAUUGGUUAUCAAAGGUUAAGAAGUUCAUUAACCAGCACAAUAGAUCAAACAAUUUAUUCAGAUUAUUUUUCGAUAGUAACAUUGGUCAUAUGUUCAACUAUUUUGGGCUUACUUUUGUGGCCUCUCAUUGAGUACACCAUUCAUCGUUGGUUAUUUCAUUUACAGCCUCCAGACAACUCACCUUUACUUAUCACAUUGCAUUUUGGCAUUCACGGAUUACAUCACAAGGUGCCAUUUGACGACCGACGGUUAUUGUUUCCGCCGGGACCAGCCGCAGUACUUAUAUCGGCUGCGUACGCUAUAUACUUGAUGCUUUUUCCUCAUUGGAUGGCGCCGCUGGUAUUGGCUGGUAUGAUUUCGGGCUAUGUAACUUAUGAUUUAAUACAUUUCUACUUACACUACGGAUGUCCCAGGGAAGGCUCGUACCUGUACACAAUGAAAAGAUACCACAACCAACAUCAUUUCGCGCACCACGAAAGCGGUUUCGGUAUCAGCAGCCAAUUUUGGGACCACAUAUUCGGCACAGCAAUUGCACUGAAAAAGCUUAGCCGAUGUUUAAAAUGGUACUAACCUGCUACCUGUAAACUCGUGCCUUAUAAAUUAUAAUAUUAUAUAUACAAAAAUGAAAGAAAUUAAAUUAUAUGUAUGUAUAGUAUAUAUAUAUACAUAUGCAUAUAUUGAGUGUAUAUGUAUUGAUAUAUACAAUUAUUAUUAUUAUUAUUAUUAAUUAUUAUUAUAAUACAAAGGAAAGAAAUCACACCAAACUCGGAGUGCCUAUCUAAUGAAACUCAAAUAUUACAAUUAAUAAUUUAACAAAUAAUGAUCCGCUCACGGAAGCAGUCAUAACACGACGGUAUAUUAUAUAUAUAUAUGUAACUUGUCUAAUUUUGUUAUGCAUAAAAAAUAUAUAUAUUAUAAAUAUAUAAAUGUA